This is a messenger RNA of Penaeus monodon (black tiger shrimp), 1619 nucleotides long. RefSeq lists its product as uncharacterized. The record is from RefSeq and is a predicted model, not a curated record. The transcript is spliced from 6 exons. Lineage: Eukaryota; Metazoa; Arthropoda; Malacostraca; Decapoda; Penaeidae. Bases 471 to 1052 code for a protein of 193 amino acids.
CGCUGCGGUAAGUGUGUUUACAUUGCUUUUACGCCUCGCCAUCAUCGCUUGCCUGCCGACUUUACGAUUCCAUUGUGAGAGCUUUUUAAUAUACGAAAUCAAGCUAUUUGCAUCCGUCUCUUCACCUGCAAGAAAAAAAAAAGUCUACAAUUUAUAUCAAGAAAACUGUGAGGGAAAAGAAAAAUAUUGAAGAUAGACUGAGUGUACGUGAGACGAAAAACAAAACGAGGAUAAACAAAGGGAAGUAAAGAAUAGACGAAAGAAAUAGAAGAGAAGAAAAACGAGGAUAAGCAAAGUGAGGCAAAGAAGAGACGAAAGAAAGAAACGGGGAAAAAGAAACAAGGCUAAGCAUAGUGAAAAAAAGAGAAGUAAACACAACCGAGGAUAAGUAAAGUGUAGCAAAGAACAGACGAAAGAGAGAAAAAAAAACGGAGGAAAGCAAAGUGAAGCAAAGAGUAGACUUAAGGACGAUGGCGAAUGAAGAGGUGUUCGUGGAAGUCCGAGAGGCGGCCGAACUGGAGCAGCUGGCCGUGGCUCUUCAACCCGACCUGCCGGACUGCGGCUGCGUUUACAACAUCGUGCUGAUGAAGGCGCGCCUGGGAGUUCACGUCCAGUCGAUCUACGUGUUGAGGAGACAGUCAGCCUUCCCGGUGGUGCUGUUCAGGGAGAAGGUGAGGCGACGAGACCGUGCUGUGCAUGUGCGCCACGCCUGCGGCACCAAGCUGACACAGGACGCCAGUCUCGCAUCGCCUGAAAAACAGAAAACCAACCUGUUUUUCAGGCGAUGCGAGACUGGCGUCCUGUGUCAGCUUGGUGCCGCAGGCGUGGCGCACAUGCACAGCACUUGGAAAUUCGGAAAACUCUUUCCCUUGAGCGUCUUACAGGCGUUAUACCCGGCUGCCCCAUCCUGUGCCGUCUACCCCCACCCGACCUCUGCUGCGCCCACACCUCCCACCUCUCUGGCUGAAGAUGGACCCUCCCCCCCGGUCCAGAUGACGAAGUCCCCGCCUCUUGGGUCGGAGUGUCUCGCCUUGGCAUGCUCGGUCAGCUGAUGACAGAUCCGAACCACCGAGGCCGUGGAUAUGCCGGGCUUGUGUUGACGGAGUGUACGCGUAGCAUGGCCAAGGCGGGACUCUUGCCUCUUUCGUGCAUAGAGCAGGAUAACAACGCAUCCAUGGCUCUUUUCGCGAAGCACGGUUGGAAGAAGACCCAUUUGCAGAACUGGAUUUCGUGUGAAGAGCCGCCUAAGGAUUAACUAAAGAGGAAUGCUUGUCGAUAGUUGGGAUGUUUCAGAAGGGGCUUCGAAUCUGGGGUAUGUCGAGUGUUAAGUACUGCGGUCGGUUGGGGAUGUCAGUGUAAUAUCAGAUGUUGAUCAUUACAGAAAAUGAUAUUUGUGUUUUUAUUAAGUGUCUGUUAUUGAUAUGUUGUCGUCAUCAUAUUCACAGUUACUACGAUUUUAUGAUGAUGAGAAGAUAGAUAGUUUUAUUAUGAUGAUUGUUUUUUUUAUGCUUUUACCUGUAAUUGUUAAUCCGGUUAAACGAAGCAUAAACUGAACUAUGGAGUAAUCAUUGUGAACAUUUCAUACCUUAUAAUAGUGUUAAAAAUCAUCAUCACUAUAA